Archocentrus centrarchus (flier cichlid) is the source of this 2086-nucleotide messenger RNA. Its product is annotated as ATP-sensitive inward rectifier potassium channel 10-like. The transcript has 6 exons. Gene Ontology annotation, biological process: regulation of monoatomic ion transmembrane transport; potassium ion import across plasma membrane. Lineage: Eukaryota; Metazoa; Chordata; Actinopteri; Cichliformes; Cichlidae. The record is from RefSeq and is a predicted model, not a curated record. Gene Ontology annotation, molecular function: inward rectifier potassium channel activity. Bases 244 to 1509 code for a protein of 421 amino acids. Gene Ontology annotation, cellular component: plasma membrane.
AGUGAGACCGGGCUUUGGGUCAGAAACAAGAGCCCGAUGAACCAAUGAGUGUCUCCAUAAUUCUCCUCAGCGGUGUAUCAGUGUCGUGGGACGCAGGCUGUUGAAGUUACUCCGGCAGAGUUACAUUCCCAAUUGUGUCCUGUGAGCAUGACAACAAAGCAGCCAUGUGGACGAAAGGCUGAGGCUCCAGGCUCCUAACUCCUCUCUGUGCGGGUCAAUUAGACUGCAGUCUGCACUAUAAAGAUGACAUCUGCCACACCCCCUUCCUCUCGUAGCUCCUCUCCACAAAAAGUUUGCCAUUCACAGACGCAGACAGAUGUUUUAAAACCCUUACUAGGGGGUGGCAUAUCCAGUGGUGGUGGUUCUCUGAGGAAGAGGAGACGUGUCCUGUCCAAGGAUGGGCGAAGCAACGUGCGCAUCGAGCAUGUUAGCGGGCGGGGUGCUCUCUACAUGCGUGACCUCUGGACCACAUUUCUGGACAUGCAGUGGCGCUACAAGUUCUUCCUGUUCACUGCUACAUUUGCAGGGACCUGGUUCCUGUUUGGGGUGCUGUGGUACCUGGUGGCACUGGUCCAUGGAGACCUUCUGGAGUUUGACCCUCCAUCAAACCACACGCCCUGUGUGAUGCAGAUGCAGACCCUUACCGGGGCUUUCCUCUUCUCUCUGGAGUCCCAGACAACCAUUGGUUAUGGUUUUCGCUGCAUCACUGAGGAAUGCCCAGCAGCCAUAAUCCUCCUCAUAGUCCAACUGGUCAUCACCAUGCUCAUGGAAAUCUUCAUCACUGGUACCUUUCUGGCCAAGGUUGCACGGCCAAAGAAGCGUGGUGAGACAGUGAAGUUUAGCCAACACGCUGUGGUAUCAACCCACGAGGGCCGACCCUGCCUCAUGAUCCGGGUGGCCAACAUGCGCAAGAGUCUCCUGAUUGGAUGUCAGGUGACUGGAAAACUGCUCCAGACGUCUCUGACCAAGGAAGGGGAGACGGUUCGUCUGGAUCAGAGAAAUGUUCCCUUUCAAGUGGACACUUCCAGUGACAGCCCCUUCCUCAUCCUGCCCCUUACCUUCUACCAUGUCAUCGAUGACAGCAGUCCCUUGAGAGCCUGGGCAGCUAAGGGUGGUGGCUGGACAGACCCAGAACUGGCUGACUUUGAGCUGCUGGUGAUCAUGAGCGCCACAGUGGAGCCAACCUCUGCCACCUGCCAGGUUCGCACCUCCUACCUGCCAGACGAGAUCCUCUGGGGCUAUGAGUUUCCCCCCGUUGUUUCUCUGUCUCCAUCAGGGAAAUACGUAGCGGACUUUGCCUUCUUUGACAAAGUGGCCAAGACCAAGGCCACCCCCAUCUUUAAGCCAUCCAGCCCCCAGCACGGGUACCAGAGCAAUGGCGGUGGGACUGUACCUGAAGCGGCUGAUCCGGAGAAGAUCCGCCUGGAGCAGAGCUACAGGGAGCAGCGAGGAGAGGACCGCGGUCGGGUCAGGGACACUCCUCUGAGUGUUCGCAUCAGCAACGUGUGAAGAGUUUGGUUAACAAGAGGAUAUUUUUUAAAAGAGGAGAUUCUGAAUCAGUGAAACAUCAAAUCAAAACAGACUGGAAGAUUAAUUUUUUGGUCUGUUUUGAAGUUACAUCAAUUUAAGAAGAAUAUAAUGGAAACAGAAUACUACUGUAUGGUUCAAGGUUGUUAUCAACAUGUUUGCUGGGCUUAUAUAUGUGGCUACACUCACUUGACUGUAUUCAUAUGAAGGCAUAAUGUCAUGACUGCAGCUAUUCAUUUCUCAUGUGGUGCAAGCCCAUUCACCUCACAUACAUUGUAUGCAGUCUGUAACUAAAAAAUAAAAGAUCAGACUAUUUAUUCACACAUGAAAACAAACACAAAAAAAAAACUAUGAUACAAAUUAUAUAAAAAUCCAGUAAAGAGGGUGGAAACCUCAGUGGGCUUGUUUGGAUGCUUCAAAGAGUUCUAACCACCAAAUCACAUAACGGUGCGAGGCAGUGGUGUCAAAUUUUCCAAUAUUUCAAGUGUAGAGGAGUAUAAGGAGGGGGCUGGCUAUGACAAAGUGAGAUGGAAACACCCACCCUGUUUUUGCUUUUUAC